GAAAGCGAGGCUCCCCGUACAGAAGACUUCAUGUUCGUGAAAGAGAGCUUCAAGGGUUCGAGCUGUACCGCUACAAUGGUAGCUGCUCGAAUUAAGUUGUCUCCCAUCGGAAUUGUUAUUAUAGGGCUUGUCGUUGUCGCGAUAAUCUACUACUUGUCAACCGAUGGUGGAAGAGGGGAGUUUUCUCACAAGUAUUUUGAGGGCGAAGAUACCGUUUCAAUGAAGCGACUCAUUAUGACAGCAAUUCACCUUGCCGAGAAGGGAGGCGAUGUUGUCCGAAAAAUCCGUCGGGGAGAAGAUUUGGGGGAAGAAAGCAAGGGGCAGACACUUGAAGGAGCCAAUAACCCUGUAACACAAGGAGACAUGCUCUCUCACAGGGCAAUGUUUUAUGGCUUCAAAAAAGAAUUCCCCAAGUUAAAUGUAGUGUCUGAAGAACAUGACCAUGGAGAUGUUGAUUUGAGUGGUGUGAAGUCUCCCGAUAUCUCAGGGAUAAAUCUCAACGACAGACUCCACAACAAAGACGAUGAGAUGGUGUCAGCAGGGAACCUUCUUGUGUGGAUAGACCCUCUAGAUGCCACACAAGAAUACACAGAAAACCUUGUCCAGUAUGUCACUACCAUGAUUUGUAUUGCUGUCAAGGGACGCCCUGUCGCUGGGAUAAUACACAAACCAUUUCUUCAUAAGACAUACUGGGCUUGGCUAGGUCAUGGAUCAUCAGAUAACAUAAAAGUUCCUGCAGAGAAAGAGUCAGCAUUGAAGACACCAAGGGUGAUAGUUUCAAGAUCUCAAGCAGGGAAAGUGAAUGCAACAGUUAGAUCAGCAUUUGGUUCUGAAUCUAAGGUGAUACCAGCUGGUGGUGCCGGUUAUAAGGUGUUGUCAUUAUUUGAAGACACGGCUGAUUCUUAUGUUCAUGUGACUCUAAUCAAGAAAUGGGACAUCUGCGCAGGGGAUGCUCUCUUGAGAACAUUUGGAGGAAAGAUGACCACAUUAGAUAAUGAAGCAAUUGAAUAUGAUGAUGGAUCUAAACCAGCAAAUGAAAAAGGACUUUUAGCAUCAUUACACAAUCAUGCAGAAUUUCAGGAAAAGCUUGCACAGAAGUUGAAGUCUUAAGAAUGUAAAAUACAUCUGACUGAUAUAAUUUAUUAAGGCAAUAAUUUGAAUCACAUGUGCUUUCAAAAUUUGUGCAUGUUGAAAUUGUUUGUUUAAAGAUGAAUCUUAGUAUAUUUAUAACUAACAAUUCAAGUGUUAUGUAUUUUGCCAUGUCUUCUUUCUUACAGCAAUGGAAACAAAGGACACAAGUUACAUAAUUUGUACAAUUUUGGAUGUAAAUGGUACAUUUAUAUUUUCUUUUAGCCUGUCAUAGGAUGUACACUAACAGGCAAAGUAGUCUUGCUAGGUAGGGAAGUCAUUUUUGAGUACAAAAAGGUAUUUAAAUACUUAUGCUGUACAUUUUCAUGUUCAUGUACAAGUUUACAUGUUUUGAAAUGUGCAUGGGCAAGGCAUUUUACUCACUGACUAACACUGCCUCUUUAGGACCUGUUAUGGCAAACUGAAAAUCAUUGAUGGACUAGAGCAUCAAAGGGGGAGUAACACUUUGCCUAGUCGUGUCAUAGAAACUUAGUAGGAUAUUUCUGGUAAUGUGGAGCAGAAUUUUAUAGCCUGUGCAAGCCCUGCAAAAAAGAGAGUUUACACAGUAAUGUUAACUUAAUUAAUAAUUAUUCUGACUAUCAAAUCCCAGAUUACGGUCAAAAAUUUAUGCUAACCUGAUGCUGACUCGGGUUAGCCCCAAGGCACCCUCAUGAACUCUCUUGACAUCGGGACGCAAAGAAAACCAAGUUUUGGGCACACUGCAACUGUGAAGUACUAGCCCCCCAAAAUUUCAUGUGCUAGUACUUGAAACUAUAAUUUGAAUUUCGUAAAAAAAUUUCUCAAGAAACUUCACUUGCCCAUCUGGCAACUGAAGGACAGAAUCAACCAGCACGGCGGCAAAAUCUACUAGUCUGGGCUAUCAGAGACAACUUUCUUGGCAUGCUGUGGCAUGGCAUGUGUGAGUUGAAGGCAUUUGUCUGUUUUCUUUUCAAAAUUUUAAGAGGUGGAAAACAUUUUGUGUGUGCCUUGAGUUAUAGAAACAUGGGUGGUUGUUUGGAAAAGCCAGAAUUGCAAUGGAAACACAAGCUACAGACGAGAUUCCUGAGCUGCAUUAUUUAUAUCUUUUGCAAAACAACCAGUUGUAACCUCUAUUGCAUACUGAAUUGUAGCUUGAAAGGUUGGGGAUCUUGCCAAAAACAAUAUUUUCUUUUUUCUAUUCUUAAUGUGGAAAGAUCUUAGCAAACUAAGGGGACUUCAAUUUUGCCAUCCUACACUGUAGACUCCUCUUGACAAGCCCUUUGAAACUCUGUUACAAUAUAUGGGUGCCAACGUUGAUCAAAGCACCAUAAUGUGUUUAUGUGCAAAUGUUUAUAGCUUAAAUUUUGUACUCAAUACCUGAAUGUAACUUUGCAUUCGAGUUUGCUCAAUGGGUUUUAGAAUUUGGUCUUUUUUAUAUCAUGGGGGGUUGAAAUGCCAUUUUUAUCAAGUAAUUUUUUUUUCCUGGUAGUUGUAUUUAAAUUACAGUUUGUAUGUAGACUAUAUAGACAUGUUCUCAACUCUCACAUAUUGCCAAGUUGGGAUGUUAAAUACUACUUUCUUUAAUAUCAUAUGGAUGUGAACAGUAGUGGACAACCAUUCCCUCUUUCAAAUUUAUUGAACUUAUUUAAAUGUUUUAAAAUAAUUUAUAUACUUGAAUAUGUCCCUGUAAUGAGAGAUAAACUUUAGUGGCUUUCUCAAGAAUAUUUAAUGCAAACAUUACACAUAUUAUUCAUGCACAUUUGUCAACUUAAUUUCUAGCAGUUCUAGGUAAAGGCUCAAUUUCCCAUGCUCUCACGAGUCUGGUUAUUCUCUCCAACAGGGGUUUCAUUGAUGGCUGGGCACCUGGCAAAUUGACCGGCUGUGAGGACAAUUUUGCCUGCCUGGUUUGACCAUCUAAUGAAAAGUUUUUCUUAUAAAUAUUAGAAGAAGUUCAGUUCAAAGAAUUUUGCCCACCA
Molecule: messenger RNA, 3083 nt
Organism: Orbicella faveolata
Lineage: Eukaryota; Metazoa; Cnidaria; Anthozoa; Scleractinia; Merulinidae
Product: inositol monophosphatase 3-like
Biological process (GO): phosphatidylinositol phosphate biosynthetic process
Cellular component (GO): endomembrane system
Molecular function (GO): 3'-nucleotidase activity
Source: RefSeq, a predicted model, not a curated record